CUUCUCUCAGUUCGGUGAGUCACCGAGACCGAGAGAGGGAGGGAGAGAGAGAGAGAGAGAGAGACAGUGGCGGAUAGCGAACGGUUAACGGUAAAGCGCUGGAGCUGCGAGUAUGGCGGUCGAAGAGGAAGGUCUUCGGGUUUUUCAGAGUGUCAAAAUAAAAAUCGGAGAAGCCAAGAACAUCCCUCCGUAUCCCGGGCCGAAUAAAAUGCGGGAUUGUUACUGUACAGUGAACCUGGACCAGGAGGAGGUGUUCCGAACCAAGACCAUAGAGAAGUCUUUAUGUCCGUUCUACGGCGAGGACUUUUAUUGUGAAAUCCCGCGCAGUUUCCGCCAUCUCUCCUUCUACAUCUUCGACAGAGACGUGUUCAGGAGGGACUCCAGCAUCGGUAAAGUGGCUGUGAAGAAGGAAGACCUGCAGAAAUACCACGGUAAAGACCACUGGUUCCCACUGCAGCCCGUCUGCGCAGACUCAGAGGUGCAGGGAAAGGUUCACCUGGAGCUGCGUCUCAGUGAGGUCAUCACAGACAGUGGAGUCGUCUGCCACAAGCUGGCAACACGGGUUCUGGAGUGUCAGGAUCUGCCCAUAGUGAACGGCCAGUGUGACCCGUACGCCGCCGUGUCGUUACUCGGACCCUCCAGGUCAGAGGCCAAGAAGACCAAAGUCAAGCGGAAAACCAACAAUCCCCAGUUUGAUGAGGUCUUCUUCUUCGAGGUGACCCGACCGCUGAGCUACACCAAACGACACUUCGACGUGGAGGAGGACGACGUGGACAAGCUGGCGCUCAAGGUGGAUCUGUGGAACGCCAGCAAUCUGAAGUUCGGAGACGAGUUUCUGGGAGAGGUACGGGUUCAGCUGAAGGUUCUGGGACAGUCGGGUGUUCAUGACGCAUGGUACUUCCUGCAGCCCAGAGAUAAUGGGCAUAAAUCUGUGAAGGCUGAUGAGCUGGGCUCGUUACGGCUCAACAUCGUUUACACGGAGGACCACGUGUUCCUCACGGAGCAUUACAACCCGCUCCGGGACCUGCUCCUGCAGUCCGCGCACGCCGAGGUCAGUGAGGUCACGGCAAAGCCCGUGUCGGCGUCGGCGGCUCACAUCUUGGGCGAGGCGUGUCGUGAGAAACAAGAGGCUGCCGUCCCGCUCGUUCGACUCUUCCUGCAUUACGGCAAGAUCGUGCCUUUCCUCAGUGCCAUCGCACACGCAGAGAUCAACCGCACGCAGGAUCCCAACACCAUAUUCCGGGGAAACUCUCUGACGUCUAAAUGCAUCGAUGAGACCAUGAAGCUGGCGGGGAUGCAUUACCUGCGGGUCACGCUCAAGCCCAUCAUCGACGAGAUCUGCAGCGACCACAAGCCGUGCGAGAUCGACCCCGUCAAGCUGAAGGAGUCGGAGAACCUGGACACUAACAGGGAAAACCUGCGCCAGUACGUGGACCGGAUCUUCAGCGCCAUCACGAGCUCGGGUGUGAGCUGCCCCACGGUCAUGUGUGACAUCUUCUUCUCCCUGAGGGAGUCUGCGGCCUCACGCUUCCAGGUGGACCCGGAUGUUCGCUACACGGCCGUCAGUAGCUUCAUCUUCCUCCGCUUCUUCGCUCCGGCGAUCCUGUCCCCGAGCCUCUUCCACCUGCGACCUCAUCACCCGGAUCCCUGCACGUCUCGGACGCUGACGCUCAUUUCCAAAACCAUCCAAACUCUGGGAAGCCUGGCCAAGUCCAAAUCUGCCAAUUUCAAAGAGUCCUACAUGGCCGCAUUCUACGACUACUUCAAUGAACAGAAGUACGCUGAUGCGGUGAAGAACUUCCUGGAUCUGAUAUCGUCCUCGGCUCGGUGGGAUCAGAAGAGCAUCGAGACGCCCAUCAUGCUGAAGGAAGGGAGCGUUAAACUCGUUAUUAAGAGUUUUGACGCCAAGGGCUCUGGCAGGUUCAUGAUCAAGCGAGCUCAAGGGCGAAACCGCUUCGGUCUGAAGAACUUCAAGAAGAGAUGGUUCCGGCUCACCAACCACGAGUUCACCUACCAUAAAACCAAAGGUAACGUCAAAGGAGAGGGCGCUCUCUGCAGCAUCCCUAUAGAAAACAUCCUGGCUGUGGAGAGACUCGAGGAAGAGUCCUUCAAGAUGAAGAACAUGUUCCAGGUCAUCCAGCCAGAGAGGGCGCUCUACAUCCAGGCUAAUAACUGCGUUGAGGCUCGCGACUGGAUCGACAUCUUGACCAAAGUCAGUCAGUGUAACCGCAAGCGCUUGAGCACGUUCCACCCGUCGGCGUUCCUCAACGGACACUGGCUGUGCUGCAAGCUCUCGGCGGACGCGGCGCCCGGCUGCACGCCCUGCACGGGGGGUCUGCCCGCCAACAUCCAGCUGGACGUGGAUGGAGACCGAGAGACUGAGAGGAUCUACUCGCUCUACAGCACAUACAUGUCCAAACUGGUGAAGAUGCAGGAGGCGUGCGGCAGUAAGUCGGUGUACGACGGGCCUGAGCAGGAGGAGUACUCCACGUUCGUGAUCGACGACCCGCAGGAGACGUAUAAAACGCUGCGGCUCGUCAUCUCGGCCGUGCAGACGCUGGAGCAGCAGCACACGCAGUACAAGCGCGACAAGUUCAGGAAGACCAAGUACGGCAGCCAGGAACAUCCAAUCGGUGACCAGAGCUUCCAGUGCUACGUCCGCCAGCAGUCAGAAAGCUCCACCUACUCCAUCUGACCACGCCCACCGUCUCCGUGGCGACAGUUGUGACGGACAGAACGGCGGCCGCAGACGAAAGCUAGAACUCUGGUGUUUAUAUACGAGAACCGGACGCCGGCUUCCUCUGGACAUGCGUCACGCGCGACUGGACGAUGUAGCUCCGCCUCACGCGCGCGUUUUAACAUUUUAUGAAGGCGAUGACACGUCCUCUAGUUGUGGAUGCUUUUAUAACGGUCUUCGGGACCACAAUCCUUUGCGUUCACAGGGUGUUUUUAACUGGUGUAACUAGCUGAUGGGAAAUAUCGUGCUCUGUCUCUGCCCGUUCAGACGUGUCCAGUAUUGAUUCCCCUUUCGCUAGCAGCUGAAGAAGUGCUGCAUUGUGGGAAGCGUGUGUGUCGGAGCAUGCCAGACGUCCUCAUCCCAGCAUGUGACACGGUUUGUGGGUCCAGUUGUGUGUGUGUUCAGCAUCACAUGAACGUCUCCGCUGGAUAUUUGUGUUUUUAUACUUCCUGUUGUGUGUCACGUCCUGUAGGAACGUGUUUUAAAUUCACUGUGUGUGUGUGUGUGUGUGCAACUGAAGCGAGCACGCAUGAGUGUGUUUUACUGAUUAAUAAUGAAUAAUGACUCAAACUAUUGAUAUGGAUGUGAAUAUUUUGAUGCAUUUGGUAAAAACCGGUGUCACGUGUCCUGGUCAUAUUUCACCCUUAAAUCAAAAGAAUAUAUAUAAAUAUUAUAGACAUAUACAUUAUAAGAUGAAUAGCUUGUAUUCCUCAUUUGCAACUUUAGAUAAAAGUGUCUGCUAAAUGAACAAAAUGGAAAUGUGUGUGUGUAAAUAUAUAUAUAUAUAUAUAUUUUUAUAUUUAUUUAUAUAUGUAUACACAUAUUUUAAUAUUUACAUAAUUAGUAAAGAAACUCAAAGCCAUUUUCUGGCAUUCUGACUAUUUUGAAGACAAUUAAACGCAUUCAAAUUCACAUUAUUCAAAUAUUUUUCACAGUAGUUUAACAAAAUAGCAAUGCUUUAUUUUCUGUACGGGGAAAUCAUUUCUCAUUUUCUUAUGAUUUGGGGUGAAAUAUGCGCUGGAGAUUCAGGCUUCUGUGUCCGCAGACGUUAGUGUAGAGUUGUAUUUUUGCUCACACUCGAGUUAUUGUGUUUCUGUACAUCCUUCAGUCACGCAUGUUUCAGUAAUUCUGCAUUUCAGACCCCAAAUUAAUUGCUAUUUAUUUUUAUAUCACAGAAUAAUGCUUUUGUGAAGAGAAAAAACCCUGAAAAUAAUCCAAACGCACAGAAUGAAGUAUGCAAUAAUGUCACUUAUGAGCAAUUCUGGAGUGAGUGUGUGUGUGUGUGUGAUGUGUGCUCGUGUGUACAGACCAACUGAGUAAACCAGACACACAUUUCUUUAUUCCAAAUGAAGGCAAUAGCAAAGA
Messenger RNA from Pimephales promelas (fathead minnow), 4102 nucleotides. Lineage: Eukaryota; Metazoa; Chordata; Actinopteri; Cypriniformes; Leuciscidae. The record is from RefSeq and is a predicted model, not a curated record.